AUGCGCGAAUUCAAAGUGGUUGUACUCGGUUCGGGUGGGGUUGGGAAAAGUGCAUUGACUGUGCAGUUCGUGUCCGGGUGCUUCAUGGAAAAAUAUGACCCGACCAUUGAGGACUUCUACCGCAAGGAGAUCGAGGUGGACAACUCUCCAUGUGUCCUGGAAAUCUUGGAUACGGCGGGUACCGAGCAAUUCGCCAGCAUGCGGGACCUGUACAUAAAGAAUGGUCAAGGGUUCGUCGUCGUGUACAGUUUAACAAACCACCAAACCUUCCAAGACAUCCGCCCGAUGAAAGAACUCAUCACUCGAGUCAAAGGAACAGAAAGAGUUCCUAUCCUACUAGUCGCUAACAAAGUCGAUUUGGAGCACCAGAGAGAAGUAGACUCUGCAGAAGGACUCAGUCUGUCGCAGCAGUGGGGUUGCCCUUUCAUCGAGGCCAGCGCCAAAAAUAGGCAUAACGUUAACGAAGUAUUUGCUGAAAUCGUCAGAGAAAUGAACUUUAGUCCAGAAAAGGAAAAGAAAAGCUACUGUUGUUGUACCGUACUCUAG
Messenger RNA from Acanthoscelides obtectus, 546 nucleotides. NCBI's taxonomy places the organism in Eukaryota, Metazoa, Arthropoda, Insecta, Coleoptera, Chrysomelidae. The record is from the annotation of a GenBank genome assembly.